AUGUUGGAAUCGGCAGCGCACAGCAGCUCUGAUUCCUUCCCCAACACUGCCCUAAACCUUCCCCUCAACUUGAAUUCUACUUUGACCAAAGAUGAGCGCAUCGAUCUCAUCAAGGAGCAGGCUUUCAAGUCCUUUAAGCUGAAGGCUGAAAAGUGGAAUCGCUUCGUCUCGACAGAGGAGAACCAAAGACUUUUAUUGGAUUUCUUGGAUGAAGGUCAACAUCCUUCGCUGGUCCUUUUCACCGGCCCUGGGGGCAAUCUGUAUGCAGGUGAUGGGCAGGUAGGAGCAAAAUACAUAAAGUGUUGGCGUGUUCAGAAGUGGAAAGACCUGUGGGUUUGGGGAGCUAAGGACAGGUCAUUCACUUUAGGAGUCAAUUAUUAAAGGACGUGGUGGUGCUGUUGUUUCCAGAUGUGCGAAGCUCAGAGAGGAGGAUAGGAAUAAUUCAUACCACUUUGUUGUAUGUGGUGGCUAUGAGGAGGCAGCUCUCAAGAAUAAAGUGAGCUUUUUGCUGAACUGUUGGCCAGGAUAUAGAGGAGAAAUAUUAUGACGAUUCCUUUCCAAACCUUUAUUUGUGUGUGUGUGUGAUUCUGAUGCCCUAACUGAACUACAAAAAGGUGAAUGGCAUGGUGCCAAAUACUGAAAAAAUGAAUUUGGGCCCUAUGAAAUCAUGCUGGAAUCCUAACUCCAUUUACUGAGGAGUAAGUCCCAUUGAAUUACUUCUGAGUAGACAUGGUUAGGAUUGUUCUGCUAUUUUAUAACAUUUUUCAUAUCUCAGCAGGAAGGUAAAUAGUUUCCUUCACUAUGCUGCUAUACACAAAGGGUGUGUAUCUAAUAAUAAUAAUAAUAAUAAUAAUAAUAAUAAUAAUAAUAAUAAUAAAAAAUACCCCCCGACCAUCUUACUUGGUUACCCCAGCCACUCUGGGCAGCUUCCAACAAAUAUCUAGGCAUAGUAAGACAGCAAACAUUAAAAACUUCCCUUUACAGGGCUGCCUUCAGAUAUCUUCUGAAAGUUGUAUAGUUAGUUAUCUCCUUGACAUCUGAUGGGAGGGUGUUCCACAGGGUGGGCGCCACUACACAGAAGGCCCUCUGCCUAUGCACAUGUCUGAGCGAGCAAACACAUUCCUGUUCCAUUGAUCUGAAAGACUAUGGUGGUCAUAUAGGAUUCGGGUGUCAAGAAAAUACACUGACAUAAAAAAGCUGAUGAGACUGAUAUAUACAGCAGCUUUUGACAAAUGUAUGUAUUAAUCCACCAACUAAAUACAGCAAAACUGGGGACUGGGAAAUGUCCAUUUGUGUAUUCCUACUUUCUUAUACCAAAUUGUUGUGCAUGAACAAUGCAUACACAUUAUUUCUGCUGUUUGUUGGAGGGUUAUUAAGUCAAGUUAGUGUUUGUGUUUGUGUUAUUAUCCUGCUGCAGUAAGAUCCCCACAAUUCAUCUGAUACUCUGCACAACUCUGGGAAAUCUGAAAUAACAACAACAACAACAAUAAUCUGGGUUUUCCCAGCUUUGGAUAGAUUGCUCCACUUUCUCAUGAUUAUGACAACAAGGGCAGACUUAACAGUGCAGCUUUCUUAAAUGUGUACAGAAUGUUUUGAAUUUUUUUAAGGGCUGGUAUUUCUUGUUUUAUUUGUCCCCCAGACACCGAUUUCUUGGAAAACAAAGCUUCUCUAUGUUUUGCGGAAAAGGACAGUAACCAAAGUAUCCCAGUUUGGCUACAAGCAGGAGAUAGAAUUGGGAGAGGUCUCAUCUCGACUUCUUGACCAAGUUCCCAUUCUCAUCAGCCAGGUAAUCUAAAAGAUGUGACUGCAUGCCACUGAUUAUAUUCAAAAAUUUCAACAUGACUUUUGUUUCCCUGUGUUUCCAUAUUCCACAUACCUGCAUUUAAUUGGGUAGCAGGCUUGGAAGGUGAGUGGCUAACUAUUGGGUCCACUGGAACUUACAUUAUCUACUUAAUGCUCCUUAAAUUCUUUCGAGGUGUCUUUGGUGAAAUAAGAGGAGCUCAUUAUAAAGAAUGCUGAGAGGGCCAUCUCAUCUUUCCGGCUACCUUGCCAAAAUUAGCUAUACCUGCAAAUAUAGGUCAUCAGCUAGCAAAUAUUUUGCUGAAUAGUUAAAAUGAGAUUUGUUUGAUUAAGUGGCUCAGCAAAUUUAAUGCUUAUUUGCAAAAAGAAAGAAAGCUGAAGGGGGAAAUGGUUUGCAGUUAUCUUUCUCUUACGGAAAAACAAAAACCGCAGCAGCACAUUAUUUGGUAGGACUUCGCAUCAAUGAAAACAUCUCUCUCAGGUUUCAGGUUUCUGACCACAUCCAGUGCCAGAUUUAUAAGCUAAACAAGCUCUAGCUUAGGGCCCCACUCUCUUGGGCCCCCCCAAAAAAUAAAAGGGGAAAAAACUCCCAGGAUGUACAUUUCCAAAAUAAAAUAUAAAAAACAAAUAAAAUAAAGCCCAUAUACAGCAACAGUGUUUUGUGUUGUGUAGGCUCCUAUGAUGUAAGUCAGGGGUCAGCAACCUUUUUCAGCCGUGGGCUGGUCCACCGUCCCUCAGACCAUGUAGUGGACCGGACUAUAUUUUUUUUGGGGGGGGGGGGAAUUGAACGAAUCCCUAUGCCCCACAAAUAACCCAGAGAUGCAUUUUAAAUAAAAGCAUACAUUCUACUCAUGUAAAAACACGCUGAUUCCCGGACCGUCCUCGGGCCGGAUUGAGAAAGCGAUUGGGCUGCAUCUGAUCCCUGGGCCUUAGGUUGCCUACCCCUGAUGUAAGUAAUGGAGGCCUGCUAGCCUACAUAUUUUGUUAUGUGCAAAUGGCUUUGGAUACCUAUUAGGUCCAUAAAUUACCAUAUAGCAUAUAUUCAAUGCAAAAAACCAGUGACAAUUUGUUGUUGACAAAGGACAGCUGGACAUAUAAAGGGCCCCAUUACCUUCCGUAGCUUAGGGCCUCAUCAAACCAAAAUCUGGCCCUGACCACACCUCAGACAUACUUACUUCUAUACUUGAUGACAGGUUCUGUUGGUCAUUCUUUCCAACCCGGAAAAUUUCUGCGGCUGGCCCAGAGUAGCGCUGGAGGAUGCAAGGAAGCAUGUUGAGAUGCUCAAAAACACGGUGUACGUUCUGCAAGGGCACGUGGCAAGGAGGACAUACCUACCCCUCCCCACACUGACAGAAAAUUUUGAUGACGUGGCAAUGUAAGUAUUCGCGUUGGGUUCACAUUUAGGAAGCGUAUGUAUCCUUAACAUACUUUCAAAGCGCAUCCCUCAAAGAAUUCUGGGUGCUGUAGUUGUGUUAAGGGUCGCUGGGCAUUGUAACUCUGUGAGGGAUAAACUACAAGUGCCCAGAAUUCUUUGAGGGAAAGAAUGUGCUUUAAAAGGUAUAGUGUGUCCACUGCCAUGUUGUUGUUGUUGUUUAGUCGUGACUGACUCUUUGUGACCCCAUGGACCAGAACACGCCAGGCACUCUUGUCUUCCACUGCCUCCCACAGUUUGGUCAAACUCAUGUACACUGCCAUAGUCUUCAUAUAUUGAAAGCACAUGUUGAGGGGGUUGUGGGGUCAUGGUGGCUAGCUCUGCAACCAUAUCAGUAAUACACAUUUUAGUCAUGUCUCCCCAACAGCUGGACCUUGGGCAGCUGUGUGAAGUGAUCUAUAGAGGUACCUAUGUACCUAUGUUCCCCUAGUGAGGGAGAAUCUUUAUGUGGUUGCUACCUAUGACAAUGGUCAGCAUCUGGGUUGUUGCUGGGAUAUAACAACAACAACAACAGCAACAAGAACAACAACUUAUUAUUUAUACUCCAACCGCUCUGGGUGGCUCCCAACAUAUCAUCAUCAUCAUCAUCAAUAAAGUGAUAAAACAUUAAACAUUAAAAAACUUUCCUAAACAGGGCUGCCUUCAGAUGUCUUCUAAAAGCCAGAUGGUUGUUUAUUUCCUUGACACCUGAUGGGAGGGUGUGCCACAGGGCAGGUGCCAAUACUGAGAAGGCCCUCUGCCUGGUUCCCUGUAACCUCACUUCUCACAGUGAGGGAACCGCCAGAAGGCCCUCAGAGCUGGACCUCAGUGUCCGGGCUGAACGAGGGGGGUGGAGAUGCUCCUUCAGGUAUACUGGGCUGAGGUAUAGCCCCACAAUCUCCCCACACAUGCUUUCAAUGCAUUGUUGUUGCUUUCAUGUGAACACUGUACUAUUUCUGUACAUAGCUAUCAGCUCUCUGUCUUGCAGCCAAGGCCAGAUUACUUACCCAGAUUACUUCCAGAUUCUAUUGAUGGGCUGUUACUGGGUUUUAUUAGUCCAAUUCGUGUCCUUCAGCAGUGAGCCAUUAAAAAAAGGAGCCUCAGAAUGGCACAACAUUGGUCCCAAUUCAGUUUGUACUUAGGCACGACUGGUUGGGCCAAAUGUAAAUGAACAACUGCAUUCAAAUGCAUGCAUGCCUUUAUGCUCAAGCCUUUGAAAUUAUUGCAGCGUGGGUGGAUGACAGUUGCAUUCCAGUGCUACACCCAGCCCUAGGCUUUGGCUUGCUUUGAGCAAUUCAAACUAUAAUAGCACACUUUCAAGAUGCAAUAAGUGAGAAGUGCAGUUUAUAGAGCAAUCCUAUACAUGUCUUGCUUGCUGGCUAUACAUGCCCACUCAUAAGUCCUAUUAAGUUCAAUUGGUUAGUGGAUAUAAGAUUGAGGCUCUAUCUAUCUAAUUUAUUAUUUGCUAUUGUGUGCAUUUACCCUGUUAAUGGUUAAUACAAAGUCUCACUUUCAUGCCCAUGUAACCGGAGGAAUGAAAUCUGAACUGUCACCAAGUAUAAAUAAUAGAAGAUAAAAUUAAACGGCUACACGUUUCCAAGAUCAGUGUUGAAUUUCUAUUUCUUCUUUCCCUUUCUUUCUUUUUUUUUAAACCAUAGGACACAUUACACAGAAACAGCUUUGCUGUAUACAGUUGAAACCAUGGUAGUUCAGUGGACCCAUCUCAUAUCUGAUGUGCUAAGAUUGGAUUCAGCUCAGCUGCUUUUACAGGGAGAAAACCCCGGGCCUUCUGCAGAAAUUCAAUUUUGGCAGCAGCAAAAGGAAAAUCUGCUGGGAAUUUAUGAGCAGGUAAGACAGAUGUAGCAGGAGAUGUUAAAACACUAAACCAAUCAGUAACUUCAGGCAUGUGCAUGGUAUGGUAAGUAGGAAGCUGCCGUUGACCAAGUCAGACUGCUCAGGUGUUGUCUCCUCUCAGUGACAUAGUGUAGGUUGCCAGUGCCCGGGGCCACAUGGAGGGGGUUGGUGCAAGAGAGGGAAAUGGAUCCAGUACUUAUGCACAUUCAGCUGCCUAACAGUGCCCAGAUCACCAAGGACAUCACAGCCGCAGAGAUAGGAAAAGAAGAGUCUCCAGCUGUUUUUGGACUACAACUCCCAUCAUCCCUAGCUAGCAGGACCAAUGGUCAGGGAUGAUGGGAGCUGUAGUCCAAAAGCAGCAGGAGACCCAAGUUUGGGAAACCCUGGUAUAAAGAGACAAAUGGUUAUCAGGAGGACUCUUUAAUUUCACCCAUCCCAAGUGGUUCAUUACAUCAAAACUGGAUCUCACCCUGCUUGGACCUUCCUCUUAUUAAAAGGAAGAUCCCAGCUGCUAUGGGUCCAGCUUCCCAGCAACCCUUCAUAAAAAAAGUGAUCUGAAACUGGACAGCCAUCACUUCAGCCAGUACUUGCUCUGAGAAUUAAAGUAACUUCAACACAGUGUUGAGCCAGGGAAUCUUCAGAGAGGAACUUGAAGCAGCUGCAUUCUAUGGUUCUGAAAUAUCCAGAUGUUCCUUAUGAAAAGAAUUAAGCAGAGCAGUCAGGAUCUAUAUUGAGUGUUAUCUGCUCUCUCUUUGCAGCUGCAAAACCCAAAGGUUCACAAAGUAACGGAGAUUCUAAACAGGAAAAGAAGCAGCUAUUAUCCUGGCUUUAAGCAGCUCACCUUAAAAGUUGAAGAAGGUAUGAGGCUUUAUAUGCAUGUAAAUCUCUUAAAUAUUUCUAACCUACGGUACUUGGAGGGCACCUUAAAAAUUACAGGGGAGGGAAUUCCAAAGGGUGGGAGCCACAACACUUAAGGCCCAACUCCUAUAGUGUGUGGGAUGGGUGCCCUAAUAAGAUGGUAUCUGCAUUCUUUGUCCUUGAGAGGCUGUCCUUGAGGAGAAUAAGAACAAAUAAACUGUAGUUACAACAAAUAUCCAUGCCCAAAUGUCAAAUGUGGCUCUCUCUGGAGAGCAGUUGAGCCGCCACAUUUAUACCAGCUGCAUCUUCUCAAGGACAGUCUCCUCAAGGACAGCCUCUCAAGGACAAAGAAUGCAGAUACCAUCUUAUUAGGGCACCCAUCCCACACACUAUAGGAGUAUCAGCUGGAGACUCUUCUUUUCCUAUCUCUGCAGCUGUGAUGUCCUUGGUGAUCUGGGCGCUGUUAGGCAGCUGAAUGUGCAUAAGUACUGGAUCCCUAAUAAGAUGGUAUCUGCCUGCAGACCACCUGGGAUGCAGGUGGUGCUGUAGUCCAAACCACUGAGCCUCUUGGGCUUGCUGAUCAGGAGGUUGGCGGUUCAAAUCCCUGUGAUGGGAUGAGCUCCCGUUGCUCUGUCCCAGCUCCUGCGAACCUAGCAGUUUGAAAGCAUGCCAGUGCAAGUAGAUAAAUAGGUACCGCUGUGGCAGGAAGGUAAAUGGCGUUUCCAUGCGCUCUGGCUUCUGUUGUGCGAGAAGUGGUUUAGUCCUGCUGGCCACAUGACCUGGAAAGCUGUCUGUGGACAAACGCCGGCUGCCUCGGCCUGAAAGCAAGAUGAGUCGCCUUUGACUGGACUUAACAGUCCAGGGGUCCUUUACCCUUACCUUACCUAAGGCAUGAGGCAAUCUUCCAGGUAACCUAGUCAAACGUUGUACAGUGCUGAACAUGAAAACCAGCACUUUGAACUUAGCUUGUUAGCAAAUUGGCAGCAAGUGCAAUUCUUUCAACAGUGAGUGGACUAACAUAUUGGUGGUACGCUGCUCCAGAGAGCAGUUGAGCCGCCACAUUUAUACCAGCUGCAUCUUCUCAAGGACAGUCUCCUCAAGGACAGCCUCUCAAGGACAAAGAAUGCAGUGCAGUUAUCCCAUCUGGAGGUUUACUAGCUUGCAGGGACAGAGGAAGGGGGGUGCAGUGGUGCGGGCAGCCCCGUGUGUCACCUCUGAGGGGGGUGACAAAAUGGCGGGCAGCACUCACCGUGGGGCCUGCAGCAUGCCCGAGCCACACGUCUCUCCUGGGAGAGACGUAGUGGCUUGGGUGCGCGCAGGCUCCGCGUUGCCCAAACAGUCUGCCCACUGCCUCCCCCUCAGCUGUAGGGCGGCUGAGAGGGAGGAGGCAGGCUGACUUCUCGGAGGCCCCACGGAGCGGCCUGCCCCAUCUGGCCCUGCCCCACGGGUGGCUGGUGCUGGGCACGCGCACUGUCGCAGGUGCCCGAUCAGCUUACAGUGGUACCUCGGGUUAAGUACUUACCGUAAUUCGUUCCGGAGGUCUGUUCUUAACCUGAAGCACCACUUUAUCUAAUGGGGCCUCCUGCUGCUGCUGCACCACCGGAGCACAAUUUCUGUUCUCAUCCUGAAGCAAAGUUCUCAACCUGAAGCACUAUUUCUGGGUUAGUGGAGUCUGUAACCUGAAGCGUAUGUAACCUGAAGCAUAUGUAACCCGAGGUACCACUGUACUCCACUGCUGCUGGCUCGUGGACAACAGUUGUCUGGUUAUCCCAGUCCAGAAAUGGCCAUAGCAAUCUUACCAGUCAAAGCUGGUCAAAAGUACUCUGAGCCACCGAGGUUACUACAUCACCAUCAUUUGUACCCUGCCCAUCUGAAUGGGUUGCCCCAGCCACUCUGGGUGGCUUCCAGCAUUUAGAAAAACAUAAUAAAACAGUAGAAACUGCCUUCAGAUGUCUUCUUAAGUUACUUAUCUCCUUGACAUCUGAUGGGAAUAUUACUAUUAAUUUUGCUUUGAUUAAUCAGGCAAUAAAUGUGUUUAGUUUAACACACUACCUCAAACAGUAACAGGGUGAUGACAAGCAUAGUGCACACAGACUUGGGUUGGAUCUGGCAAGCUUCGCUUUGUAGAAGAGCUUAAGAUCUAGCGAAGGUUCACACAGGUGGAAGUGAUUCCCCCCCAUUCCCUGGACAAACUUACUGCUGGAAGUAGAUGAUAGGAACUUGCUUCACCUGUGAUCCUGAGGAGAGAGAAGAGAGCAGGGGAGAAGUGGCAGGAGAGACCUGUUCAGGAGGGGUGGACUGGGUGUAUUGGAGUGCGGUGAGUUUGAUUAUUAUUGGUUGUUGACUGCUGUUCUUGCAAUUGGUGUGUUCAAUGAUCACUGGCUGUUGUGUGUAAGGAGCACAAGUAAACCCUGCUGAAGCUGUAACGGUUGUGUGGGUGGUUGAUGAAAGUGAAAGACUGUUAAAAUAGUUGCCUGGAGGGUGUAAGUUUUUGAGAACUUGAUUUAUGUCUAUUAAGGUGUGUGUACCUCUGGGUUUCUGUAUCUCCCCCAUCCUAAUCUCUCUAACCCAGGGGUCAGCACACUUUUUCAGUAGGGGGCCGGUCCACUGUCCCUCAGACCUUGUGGGGGGCCGGACUAUAUUUUGAAGAAAAAAAAUGAACGAAUUCCUAUGCCCCACAAAUAACGCGGAGAUACAUUUUAAAUAAAAUGGCACAUUCUACUCUUGUAAAAACACGCUGAUUCCCGGACCGUCCGCGGGCCGGAUUUAGAAGGCGAUUGGGCCGAAUCCUGCCCCCAGGCCUUAGUUUGCCUACCCAUGCUCUAUACUUUAGAAUAGGCAUAGGCAAACUCGGCCCUCCAGAUGUUUUGAGACUACAAUUCCCAUCAUCCCUGACCACUGGUCCUGUUAGCUAGGGAUGAUGGUAUUUGUAGUCCCAAAACAUCUGGAGGGCCGAGUUUGCCUAUGCCUGCCUUAGAAUUGUAUAUUGUGAUUAUUAUUGUUACAUCUGUUGAUACUGUGUAGUAUUGUGCAUCUAUGUUCUUGAGUUUUCUUUUCUCUUUAAAAAUGGUUAAAAUUGUGUUUAUUCUAUAUUUAUGUACCUGGAUGAUGUCUUAAAAUGUAAACUGUUGAUGAUAAGUGGCUAUAAAAUGACGAUGAUGAAGUUGAAAGUAUUUUAAACUAUUUUCAGCGGUUUCUGAAGCUCAAGAUAUUUGCCUAUAUCUGGGCCCUUUGAAAUGCUAUAUUGCCUACUUGGAAGAAUCCAGCUUCUCCAAUAUUGAACGUCUCAUUGCUCCCCUUUUCCAUACCAUCUGUCUGAUCUGGACCCAUUCCAAAUACUACUGCUUCGCCAACAGAAUUGUUGUCCUGCUACAGGAGUUUUGCAAUCUUCUAAUUGACAGGGUAAGGAAAAUGUACUUUACACGUUUCAGUUAGCAAGUUAUAUGUUUCUUUGAUAAAGGAUUUAAAUACUGACAUCUGCCAUAUUAAGUUGCACUUUAUGGGUCCCAGUUAGUGUGCACAAACUAUUUAAUCAUAUUCUCUUUGCUGGUCCAAGUUGUGCUUUGCCUCGCUGAAAAGCCAACAUUGCUUUUUCAAAAGAAUGCUUGUAUCGCCUGCCAAUAUAUCACUUUUGUGCGUUUAGUAUUGGAAUGCUUUCAUUAAAGUAGCUUGUCUAUUCUUGCGGCACAGGUGGUUGGGAAUCUAGUAAUCUGACUUGAUUUUUUUUUAAAAAGAAGUUCAUGAUAAUAAAAGAUAAAUAACAAGAUAAAUGCACAGGUGUAAAAAUGUUAAACUCCAUAGAGAGAUUUACGAUCAAGAUUUUCAAGUGUGACAAAUGAUUUUGGGUAACUUUGAUGGAUAAAAUCCAAUAGGGUCCUAGCAAGUCAACUAGCCAACUGCCUGCAAUGAGCAAAAGCCAAUAGAUUUAACCUCUGCUCUUUUUGGAAUACCAAUUUUACAUUACAAAAUUGGAGUUUGAAAGUUGGGUGCCAUUCUCUCACUCUAGGUUAUAAGUAGUCUUUUGGGUUUUCUAUUAUUAGAUCUCUUCUCCUGCUGUGCACAGUGAAAGCAGCAAUCCCUCUUGCUGUUCUGGCUUCUGUGAUAGCUGUGCAGCCUGCAUUCGCUCCAUAAGACGCACACACAUUUUCCCUUACUUUUUAGGAGGGAAAAAGUGAGUCUUAUAGAGCAAAAAAUAUGGUAGAUCUUUUCACUUUGCCUAAUGCAGAGAGACCUCAGAGUAUGCAUCCAUAUACACAGUUUGGGGUGUGUGUAUCUGUGUGUAUCGUAUCCUAUUUAUCUACUUGCACCCGGGGGUGCUUUCGAACUGCUAGGUUGGCAGGCGCUGGGACCGAACGACGGGCGCGCACCCCGCCACGGGGAUUCGAACUGCCGACCAUACGAUCGGCAAGUCCUAGGCGCUGAGGUUUUACCCACAGCGCCACCCGCGUCCCUUCUGUGUAUAUAUACCUGCACACAAUUUUAUUAUCAAUUUAUUAAUUUAUAUGCUGCCCAACUGACUGGGUUUAUACCACUUAAUAGAAACAAACCUCUAGGCUUACAUAAUAACAUUAAGAACGCAACAAUAACAUUGAGUAAAAUUUCCUUAAAAUGACAUAAAAUCGGGGGGUGUUAAAAAAUGUAAAGGUAAAGGAUCCCUGGACAGUUGUGGCGACUAUGGGGUGUGGCACUCAUCUCGCUUUCAGGCCGAGGCAGCCAAUGUUUGUCCACAGAUAGCUUUCCAGGUCAUGUGGCCAGAAUGACUAAACUGCUUCUGGUGCAAUGGGACACCGUGACAAGUGCCAGAGCACACGGAAACGCCGUUUACCUUCCCACCUCAGCGGUACCUAUUUACCUACUUGCACUGAUGUGCUUUCGAACUUCUAGGUUGGCAGGAGCUGGAAAAGAGCAAUGGGAGCUCGGACUUCCGGGUUGGCGCCUCUGGCAAUGACGGAUUUCCUCUGAUCGGGAGGAACCCGCUCCGUGAAAAACAGGGUCUGAACCGCCACGGCGAGGCGGAGACCCAUUAAAAACCACAGGCGGGAGAAGCCUGUGGACGUGGGAUUCGGCUGGCACCUUUGCGCCUCCCCUACCCGCGGGGAAACCCUGUUUUGGGGAUCCGGAGCGAUGUGGGGUGAGUGGCACGGUGCUUUGAAUCGACUGCUUCUUUCACGGAGUGAAGCCGUAUUGCUGUUGCCGGAGAGCGCUGACUUUUUCCUGUGGACAAUUGGACUUUUAACAACUACUCGUGAGUAAAACGGAAAAUUGGAUUUUUAAAUACUUCAAUUUGGCACUGAAACGGGAAGGUUAUAAACAGGAAGUCCGCCUCCCAUUUUUGUAAAUAGACGGAAGCAAAGACGUUACAAGUAAAGCCUUUGAAAGCUUUUGGCAAAGGAUCAAAUUUCCACCGGUUUAAAGUUACAAAACCCCCUUUGGAAGCAGGAGAAGAGGGGGAAAUUUUGGAUCUAGUGAGCCUGCAGGAGAGAGUGAAAAAACCAAAUUACCACUGCUCUGAACCUGGGAACGGGCUGCCAGAUGACGUUUGGAGAGAGUGCUUUUGACAGAACGGAUUUGACAGCUAGCUAAACAAGAGUAAGAUACUGUUUCCAUUUUCCCUUUCUGCGUUUACACAAAAAGAGGAAAAGUAACUGAAAUUUUAUCUUUAAUGUUUGAAAUUGUGCUUGAAAGAACUGAUACAAGUGGAGACUGUUUCCCUCUAGAGGGAGCUUUUGAAACUGUAACAGGACUGUAACUGGGGAAUUUCCAGCUGCAGAAAAGGAGUUUGGGAACCAGAGAGUGACCUUGGACUAUUUAAAAAUGUUGACAGGAGAGGCCAUUGUGACUGUUUUAUGUAAGAUAAGCUGUUCGCUGGGACAGCUUCACAAGAAGAUGGAUGAUAUGACUCUCAAAGUUGAUAAUUUGGAACAGAAAGUGACCAACUUGAGUCAAAAAGCGAACACUAACACAGAAAUAAUUCAGUACUUGGUACAGGAACCCAUUUUGGCAGGUCAAAUGGUGGAGGAGAAGGAGAAUGCAGCUGUUGUUCCACAUAAAAUAAUACAAGUGAGAUCUGUGGAUUUACAGAAGCAAAUUGGAGAUUAUAAAUUGAGGCCUUCUAUGAUUGAAUCCAGGAAAAGCCAGACUCCGAGGAAUGGAUCCCGGUUUGGAUUAAAGAAGGAAAGUUGGACAGAGCCCUCUAUGCAGGGAUUAACUGAUUUUUGGGACAUGGACUCGGGCCUGGAGGAGACUGAAGUUUUGGGGGCCUUUGGAAUUGGAGGAAUUUUGAAAUAUACCCGGAAACACCUUAUGGACUGUAGUUUUAACUAUGGAAAUUCAGCUGAUCUGUUAAGAAGGAAGAAAAGGAUUGACAGGUUGGAAUUUCCCCGAGAUUGGCUCUUUAGCAUUAAAGAAAAUGAGGAAGACCUGCAGAAGGGACUUGGAAAAGAGUUAAGAGCCUCGGACAUAAGAUCACCAGGUUGAUGGACUUUAUGGAAUUGACGGAAAGGAUUGGCAGAAUCCGAAACCUGGGAGAGGAGAUGGUGGAAGAAGAUUGGAAAAUUUAAAGUUUUUUAUAUAGACUUAUGGCAAAACUAAUGAGUGAUAGAAAAAUGGUGGAAUGGUUUUUUUAUUUUUAUUUUUUUAUGGGCUUAACAGAAAUGUUAUAAGGAGUUAAGCACAUAUAAGUAAUUUAGUUUUAAUGGAAAAUAAGGUUAAAAUAAUACGUUAUUUACAAUAUCACAGAAAAUGGAGAAAGAUGGAAAGGAUUUGCUGAAACAAUUAAUAGAAGCGGAACACAAAAAGGGAGGUGUGGGGAGGUCGAGGAAACAAGGGAACGAAAGAUAGAGUAUGGAAAAGAGAGGAUGUAUGUUUUUAAAUUGUUUUUGUUUUGGGGAGUGGGGCUUGUCUCGUUUAGCUUAAUAUGUUUAGUUUUGAGUUUAGGUUGUGUUUUGUAUUGUUUAUAUAUUGUAUUCUAUUGUGUUUCUUUUUCUUUCUCUCUCUCUGUUUUUUCUUUCUUUGCUUUUUCUUUUGUUUUUUCUCUUUUGCUUUUUUUCCUCUCUUUUUGUGAUCUAUAAAAGUAAUAAAUAUUAUUUUCUUUUAAAAAAAGAGCAACGGGAGCUCACCUUGUCAUGCAGAUUCAAACUGCUUACCUUUCGAUCAGCAAGCCCAAGAGGUUCAGUGGUUUAGACCACAACACCACCUAUGUCCCUUACAUAAAAUAACAUAGGGGACAAAUCAAAUAUAAGGGGUGGGGAGAACAAAGCAAAAAUGAUAUAUUUCAAAUAAAACUCAGCAGUGAUCAAAACAGCGAAAUAAAAAUUAAGGGUUCUGGAAAGGCCAUUACUGUCUCCACCUCACAAAUUACCUGUGGGAUGGAUGCAUUCCAGAGGAUGGGUGCUAUCGCUGUGAAGUUACCAGUGUAUGGACCGUUUUGGCAAGGCUAUUUUUGUUCAGGAGCAGUCAUGGUUGGCAAACCAACUGAAGUUGGUAGUGAGUAUGUGCAGACCAGAGAUUGACCAAAUGAUACCCUAAAGAUGCUGUUGGACUGCAUCUCCCAUCAUCCCUCACAGCUGCUCAUGCUUUCUGGGGCAGCUGGGAGUUGUAGUUAUGGAACCAUAGAAUUGUAGAGGAGGCAACAUCUGGAGAGCCAAAGGUUUCCCUCACCUGAUCUAUGACUACCCUGAUAUAUAUUUAUAUCUCUGAGUGUUUGUAUCUCUAGCUAUCGUCUAAAAAGUCAAGAAUCUCAGAAGAAUGUAGCAUAGAGCAAAGAAAACAAUUUUUUGAAGUUAUAAAUAAUUGUAAGGUAAAGGUAAAGGGACCCCUGACCAUUAGGUCCAGUCAUGGCCGACUCUGGGGUUGCGGCGCUCAUCUCGCUUUAUUGGCUGAGGGAGCCGGUGAAAAGCUUCCGGGUCAUGUGGCCAGCAUGACUAAGCCGCUUCUGGUGAACCAGAGCAGCGCACAGAAACGCUGUUUACCUUCCCGCCGGAGCGGUACCUAUUUAUCUACUUGCACUCUGACAUGCUUUCGAACGGCUAGGUUGGCAGGAGCAGGGACCGAGCAACGGGAACUCACCCCGUUGCGGGGAUUCGAACUGCUGACCUUCUGAUUGGCAAGUCCUAGGCUCUGUGGUUUAACCCACAGCGCCACCCGCGUCCUAUAAAUAAUUGUACAGUUGCGGAUAAUAUGAGCAUAUCUUGCCAUGCACCUGGCUGCAUCAAGCUCUUGUAAGAAAUGCACAGAUUCAAGUAUACGGAACCACAAUAACCAGAGAGUUUUAAAGAGAUGGUUAUCCAAUAUAUUGAUUUAUGCCUAGUGCCUUCAUUGAGUUCAUUAUGUGAUCCACAGUAAAUAAUGUAAAUGCAAACUACAUAGCAUUGGGGUGGGGGUGGGGACACACAUUAUUAUGAGAUCCACAAAUAAAGCAGUGAUAAAUGGUAUAUGAUUUGGAGGGUCAUUUAUAAAUUCAUUGUGUUUUAUGUGGAGUCCAAUAUUGAUCCUUUUUUUAAAAAAUGGAGAAGUUUAUGUGUAUGCCUCCAUGUGCGCUCCCAUCUUUCUCUUUCUUAAACACACACACACACACACACACACUCACUUACACACUUGUUUCCAGGCUGUUCUGAACCAUCCGUUUCAUGUGCUCCAUCACUUAAUAAAUGCACAGAGCAACACUGGCCUCUUCAAUUGCAUAGAUAUCUCUGGCUCAGAAUUUCAUAUAGUUAACAUUGUUAUGAUAUUAUAUCAGAGGUGUUCAAGACCCACAAGUGAGGUGAGCAGGUGCGAAAAAGCCAACAGCAAUGGUAGAAGUUUGCCUUCCAAUCAAUGGCAAGCAACCCAUUUCCCCAUCAACCUGAUAUGUAAUAUUACAUUUAUAUACCAUUUGUAAGGUGUAGGCAACCACUCAAAGUAAUAAUAAUAAUAAUUUAUUUAUACCCCGCCCAUCUGGCUGGGUUUCCCCAGCCACUCUGGGCACCUUCCAACAAAAUAUUAAAAUACAAAUACAAGCAGUUUGCGGUGGCAAUUAAUUAAUUAAUUAAUUAGUUAAUUAAAAUAAUAAAAAUAAUUUUAUUAUUUUUACCCCACCCAUUUGACUGGGUUGCCCCAGCCACUCUGGGUGGUUUCCAAUGCAUAUGAAAACGUAAUUUAAAAAAAAAACACUUUGAAAGGCUUCCCUAUACAGUGGUGCCUCUGGAUAUGAACAGGAUCCGUUCCGGAGCCCCGUUCGCAUCAUGAAGUGAAUGCAACCCGCGUCUGCGCGUGCGUGGGUCGCGAUUUGCCGCUUCUGUGCAUGGAUGUGACGUCAUUUUGAGCAUCUGUGUGAGCGGCAAAACCCGGAAGUAACACGUUCCGUUACUUCCGGGUCGCCGUGGAGCGCAACCCGAAAAUGCUCAACCUGAGGCAACUUCAACCCGAGGUAUGACUGUACAGGAAUGCCUUCAGAUGUCUUCUAAUGGUUACCGUAUUUUUCGCUCUAUAAGACGCACCAGACCACAAGACGCACCUAGUUUUUGGAGGAGGAAAACAAGAAAAAAAAAUUCUGAAUCUCAGAAGCCAGAACAACAAGAGGGAUCGCUGCGCAGUGAAGCAGCAAUCCCUCUUGCUGUUCUGGCUUCUGGGAUAGCUGUGCAGCCUGCAUUCCCUCCAUAAGACGCACACACAUUUCCCCUUACUUUUUAGGAGGGAAAAAGUGAGUCUUAUAGAGCAAAAAUUACGGUAAAUGGUUAACUCAUCUCCUUGAGAUCCAAUGGGAGGACAUUCCACAGGGUGGGUGCCACUACUGAGAAGGCUCUCUAUGUAGUUCCCUUUAGCUUCACUUCUCGCAUUGAGGGAACCGCCAGAAGGCUCAGAGGUGGACCUCAGUGUCCGGGCUGAACAAUGAGGGUCCUUCGGGUAUACAGGGCCAAGGCCAUUUAGGGCUUUAGAAGUUAGCACCAAUAUUUUGAAUUCUAUACAUACACACACAAAUACACAUAUAUACACAUGCAAUAAAAAUGAGCAACAGAGAGAGCUUCUAUAAAAGCCAGGUAAAAGCCAGGUGUUAUUUUUUAAAAAAUAGAUACGGUCUCAUAGGAACCUCUCUUUGCAAUUGGAGGCACUAUGCAGAGGGGAAAAUAAAAUAGGGAGUGGGGAAGGGAACUUGUAAAACUAUCCUCAUUUCUUCCCUCCAUUGCCUUUUGGGUUGGCUUUGUCUUCUGUGUGAUUGCAUACGAAACUGCAAACUUCUUAAAACUAAUGAACAACAGGAGAGGGCAGGCUUAAACUGACAGAAAGCAGGGAAGCCAAGCUAGCUGCGAGUCUGAAACUGCUCUUAAGUCCCUGCGUGCACAGGAAACGCAGCACAUAUGGAAUGCAAAAUUAUCCAGUGUUCAGAAUCCCUGCUGUAUCUUGGCAUUGCAGAGCCAGAGAAGAAGAGCCAUUCAAAUUUAACCCUCGACUGCCUGCAUAGUGUUGUCGAUGCCAAGCAGCUGAGACUUGCAUCAAAUGGCAUUCAGCAUUAGAAUUGUUGCUGAUUGCUGUGUUUCUCCCCUCUUUUUAGGGAAACAAUUUAGCUCCUUUGCUAUUCUUGGUAGCAGAUCAAUGCCAUGAAAGUUCUCGACAGAGGAGAAAUAAGUAGAUAAAGAGGGUGUGUUGUGAACAUCAUGUACAAUAAUAAAACUUUAAGCAGGGGUAUUCCCGGAGGAAACUGCUAACAUUUUGCAGCCAUCCUGUUUCAGAGACAAUUGAUGUUAUGAAGUGUGUGUGUGUGUGAACAUCUAUGCUAAGAAGAUGACAGGCAUGGCAAUCGGUUUGCAACAAACUGACGAAUGGUGUCAUGGGUGGACGUCCGUAUGUAGCUAAGGCAAUAUUAGCUCUGUGCCCUUUCACCCUCAAUAAAGGGGACACGGGUGGUGCUGUGGUCUAAACCACUGAGCCUCUUGGGCUUGCCGAUCAGAAGGUCCAGUGGUUUGAAUCCCUGCGACGGGGUGAGCUUGUUGGGAUUACACUCCUCCCGAGCUGCAGAUGUGUGGGAUUAUUGCAUGUCACCUGUCUGUUUACAUUCCAGCACAGAUUGUUGGAGUCCAUGAGCAGAACUUCUGCUCUGUGUUGCUUUUGUUUUUAGUCUCUUUCCGAGGAGAUGGCAAGGAGAGAUGCCAUGUUUUUUUUGUCCUAAUUUAUGUAUAAUAAAUGCGUAGUUUAGUAUGUGUCCAUGCCUCAAGCUUCAUCUGUUGCACAGUUUACACUGCUGAGUAAUGUGUGCUCAAGCCUGCUCAGCUUGAGUCACAGACGCACAUCGGAGGAGCAGAGGUUGAUGGAUCUCCACAGCGGCAAGGCUGAGAGGGAGACUCUCCAGCUGGGGCUGAGCCAGCUGGCUUUUUGUCCCCCGAUUCUGACAGAGCUCCCGUUGCUCUGUCCUAGCUCCUGCCAACCUAGCAGUUUGAAAGCACGCCAGUGCAAGUAGAUAAAUAGAUACCGCUGCGGCGGGAAGGUAAAUGGCAUCUCUGUGUGCUCUGGUUUCCUUCACAGUGUUCUGUUGUGCCAGAAAUGGUUUAGUCAUGCUGGUCACAUGACCCAGAAAGCUGUCUGUGGACAAACACUGGCUCCCUCGGCUUGAAAGGCGAGAUGAGCGCCGCAACCCCCAUAGUUGCCUUUGACUGGACUUAACCGUCCAGGGGUCCUUUAUCUUUUACCUUUAAUUUGCCCUCAAGCAGUCAUUGGACUCCAAUUCCAUCAUCCUCAGCCACUAUGGCCAAUGGCCAGGGAUGAUGGGAACUGGCGGCCAGCAGUAUCUGGAGGGAGGGUGGGCCCUGGUGCCGCUCACUUCUGCUGUAUAGAGUUAACUACUAUGGGGUGUUAGGGGAGGGGUAGUGCCUCUCUUGGGGGACAUAGUGUUCUCCUUCUGGGGUAGUCUGUCCACCUUUGGUGCUCACCCUGCUCUCAGCUCUCACCUGUGGCUCCUGGAAACUGUCAGCAUGCAACAGCCACCACACCCCUGGAAACUGCUUCAACUGGCUGAAUAAACCAGGUGAGGAUAGCUGAUGGGUCUCAAACCCACAGCGAGCUGCAUGCCAAGACAGGUGGGUUGAGCAGACAAGACCAACAGUGGGUCGGUCCUAUCGUCAAGAAGGCAGUUUCUGCAUAUGCUGCAGAGGGGAGUGAAGGGCAGAUGGGGCUCAUCAGCCUGGGAUGGUAACCCAUCUAAGGAGAAGGGAAACCUCCAACCCUAAACCUUCGCUGCCUUGUACUCCUGCUUCUGGCAACUCCUGCAGCCAAGCUGAUGCCAAACAUAUUGGCCUGCUGUCCUUUGGACCAUAUGAGCAAGGCUGAGAUGGGGGAGUUGUCCGUGUCAGUUUGCAUUUCUUAGUACAGAAAGUACUGGUCUGAUGUGUAUACAGAAAGUAUUGAUCUGAUCUUUCCUAUUGCUGAAUUCAAGAGUGUUCUGGAAAGUUUUCUUUCUAUGUGAAAGAAACAGGCAGAAGGUUCUUGUUUGGGUUAUUUCUUCUGAGAAGCUAAGUACAGCUGGUUUAAACUGGUUCUGUUAUCUUUCUGUCAAGAUCAUGCUGAUUAUAAUAGUAAGGUCAGAAGGAGCCUGAACUUACUUUUCUCUAUGCUAUAGUGUUAAGAUUUAGUUUUAUUAUAAGUCAUUGUAAGUUUUAUUGUAAGUGCUGCAACUGGAUUUUUAUCGAUUGUGCCAAUCCUGAAUGUAUUGGAUUUGUGACUAUUAUGCUCAUUUGCCUUCAGUAGCAGUAAAGCUCUGCUGGAUGAAGUACAAUUGCCUCUGGUCUAUUUUUUGGGAACUCUGCAUUGUGUUCAAGUCCUCCCCCCCAGAGGGGCACAACAGUCUGGGCUUCCCAGGACCUCCAUACACACUGCCCAAGCUUGUGUCUUGGAGAUGUCCCUUUGGUGCUGCUUAUACAGCUCACCCCUGGAGGCGCACUCCAUUGUCACUUAAGACAACAACAGUUAUUGGGAAGACUGGAGGCAAAAAAUUCUAUUCUAUUGCAAAAAUAGAAAUGGCUAGAAAUCUUGCGUUCAUCUUUGAAGGCCAUCAUCUGACAUCAAUGUGCCAACACCCAGAUGGAGCUCCUGUUCCAAUGAAUGGGAGCGCUGAAUUAGCAGAUUCUGUAUUGAAAUGACUGGAAACUGCUUUAAAGGCAGGGGAGCUCAGAGCAUGCACCGGAGCCAUUCUGCCUGUAGCACACCAUUAGAUCAAAGGGUCUGGUUCACAUUCCUGUACUCCUGCAAAAAUCCCCAUUCGUUUCAACUAGUGCCUUCACAUGGCGUCACCGUAAUUUGUAUAAACUGGAGCAGCCUGGAGAAGCGCCCCCAGGAUCAUGUAAAUGGAAGAAGCCACAAAUAUACCGACUCUUAACUCGUCAUCAUUGGCAGCAUCUCUCCGAAUGAAUUUUGGCUCUGUCUUGAGCGCGCAUCUGGAGGUUGCAAGCCUAUCAAUAGCCCUGUGUACUCCCAAGGCACUUGCUUGUGUGGGUCCUGCUAUGAUUCAUUGCGAACUGGUCCCAGCUGUGAUUUAGCAGGUGCUGUUGCUGCAUGACCUCCAUCGCUUGGAGUAGCAUACAAGGGCUAUGCCUCAGGGUUGCAUGUCCUGUUUUUCACCCGCAGUACAGAUUCGGCAAGAGUUGUCAUUUAAAUAAAUGAGAAGGUGGGUGGGUGGGAGAGAGGGGAGGACUGUGCAAAUGGAAUUCUGCUCAUCCUCCUUUGGAUCCAAGCCAAUUGACUCUCUUUGCUUCAGAACUAUUGUUUUUACUCAUGCAAAUUUGAUUGAUUGAUUGAUUGAUUGAUUGACUGAAACUCAUACAAUGAGUCAACUAAGAUUUAUUUAAUCAUCUGACAGCUCUAGUUAAAAGGGGUCCUAUCAUAUGCAAAUACAAGGCAAUCAACUGGGAUAAUGAAAUUCUGGCCAGACUAGUUGAUUAUUGCACAAUAAUUAGACAUAUGCACUCACUUCUUAAAUAAAUGAAAAAUGAAACAAAUGACCCCAUUUGUUUGUUUUAGCAGUGAAAAUGAAAAAGAAUUCAAAUGAAAAAUUAAUUUGUUUCUUACUUGUUUUGUUAUUUUCACAUACUUUUCCAGUGGAAUAAUAAUUUAAAAAAAACACACACACCCUGAAAAUAUCCUGGAAAAGGCUGUACAGUUCACCAAAAGGUUACUGGGAGGGAGGAACGCAGUGUGAUUUAGCUUACUUUUUACUUAUGAAAUGAUCUGUAAACAACAACCCACAAGAAAAGUCAAGGCAGUAGGUAAUAAAAUCAUUAAAAUAUUAUAAAAUUAUAAAAUUGACAGCUAUUGUUAUUAUUAGUCAUUAAAAUUCUAUACUGUUCUUCAUCCAAAGACCACAGAAUGGCUUACAAUAUAAAAAUGCAAAAAUACAUACCAUAAAACAAACAAAAGCCAAUAAGUCCCCCCUCCCCGCAGUUUGACAGGCCAUAGACUGUUUAAUUAACCAAAGGCCUGGAAGAAGAGGAAUGUUUUUCCUUGGUGCCUAAAGAUACAUAAUGAAGGUGUCAGGCGAGUUUCCUUGGGGAGAGCAUUCCACAAGUGGGGAGCCACCACAGAAAAGGCCUGCACUUGGCUUGCCUGCCUCCAAACCUUUCAUGGAGGAGGCACAUGAAGAAGCUUCUCAGAUGAUGAUUGCAGAGUUUGGGGCGGUUUUUUGGGGGGAGAGGCUGUCCUUGAGGUAUUGUGGUCCUGAGCAGUUUAAGACUUUACAGGUCGAAACCAGCACUUUGAAUUGGGCCCAGAAACCGUCGGCAGCCAGUCCAGUCAGACUAGGAUUGGUGUUGUAUGCUUAAACUGUCUUGCCCCAGUGAGCAACCAGGCCACCAAAUUCUUCACCAGCUGAAGUUUCUGAACCAUCUUGAGAGGCAGCCCCAUGUGUAAGGUGUUGUAGCAAUGUAACCUAGAGGUCUGCAGACCAUACACCACAUAAGUUAGGCUACCCCUGUCCAGACAUUGGCGCAGCUGGGCCACCAGCCAAAACUGAUGAGUUGUAGUCUAGCAACAUGUUUCCCAUGACUGGUCUAGAAGGUAGCAGAAUGCUUAAGAUUCUCAUACAAAUAGGAUAUGAAAUACAGAAGUGGAAGAGCAGCUGGAUUUCCCACUGAAAGCAACAGGAAGCUCAUUAAAAAGUGUAACCUUGGAAAUGGGAAACCUUUACCCUAUCAAGGUGAAAUUUGGCAGGUCAGAUGUUUUGGAGAGGUACUAUAAUAUCUGCAGAUGUCAUGCCAUUUGGAUGGAAAACACCAAGAUUACAGGCAGCAGAAUACUCUGCAUCUCCCAUUGAAAUAAACAGAAAAUGAAAAUGGAUGUGAAUAAUGAAAAUGAACGGGUUACUUCCAAAUUAUUUAUGACAAUGACUGCAGAGCAAACAAGUGAACAGUGAAGAAAAUGAAACAAGUGAAGUGACUAAUUUGGGAGGGGGAGCAUUUAAUUGCAUCCUUGCACAUUUCCUUUGGUGACUUUUAGUCACAAAAAAGCAUUGCCAUAAUCAUUACUGAAAUAGAAUGAUAAAUAAUUCCGGUCCACCAGAAUCUGCCCUUGUGUUUUGGGGUUAAAAGGAGGCUGGAGAAUUGUCCCAGCGGUAUAAUAUUGUGAAUGGCUGAAAUCCCAUGUUAGAUGAAGAUUUCAAAAUACAGCUUUAAAAAUAAUUUUCAUUUGCUGGAUCUUUUCUGCCGAAACAGGCUUUCUCGUUUCUAAUCCCUGAGGAGAUCUUCACGAUGGACCUGGAAGAGGGAUUGGAAAAAAUAAAGCAAACAAUACAGACCUUCAGAAUGUUCAAGAAUACAUUUUCUACGUGUCAAGAAAAGCUUGCUUGCGAUCAUAGAAAUGAUCACAGUGUGAAGCAGUGGGACUUUCCCUCUCACCUGGUGUUUUCUAGGUUGGAUAAGAUCCUUCAGAGGUUGCUGCAUAUUGAGGUAGAAUUUUUAAUGUUUAUGGUCAAUGUCCAUUUAGACUUACAAUUGGUCUUCAAAGCAUAUUUUAAAUUUCAUUUAUAGGAAAGAUUUUACUUGGUGUCACUGCUAGUUAAUCCUCUUUUCUCAGGGAUUGGAUUUACCUAGCCAAAUACUUGCUCUUAACAGCCUCCAGUGGUGGAUCUUCUCUACACAUAUUAUAUUUCCGUACCCCAUCCACAAUAUUUUGCCAUCACUUGGCACACAAAUACUGAAGUGCGUAUUUUUGUUUCUGCUUCGUUUUUUCGUUCUUUUAAGAUUUUAAAACAAUAACUUUCAUGCUACAGAACAGAGGACUUUAAGAUGCUCUGGGUACAUUUUUACAGAAAGGAGAUGUGAAACCUUUCAAUAAUAAAGAACAUAAAUGUUAAUGUACAUAAUUGAUCAUAAGAUGGUGUGUUUUUGAAUUUUCAAAAUCAAUUGUAAGGCUGGCUUAACAAAGGAUUAAAUGUUAGCAUAGGCUUGUAAACCUUAUAAGGUUUACAAAUGUUCUAUAAGUCCUAUCAGAUCCCUAACUUGUCUUUUAAUUUAAAGGAGAUUUUUACAUCAGCUACUGACUUUCUCAAGUUAGAAAAAAUUGAGAUUGGGGGCCUGAGAGGAAAGAUUCUCAGCGAGGAGAUUCACUGCAUGAAUGAAGAAUUUCAUGAAAGCUGGAAGGUCCUUCAAGAAAGUAAAUAUGACCCACUGGACUACAACAACCUGGUAAAUAUAUUGUGAAAAAGGGCUCCCUGCUCCUCCUAGGGAACACACAUGUAUAUGGAAGCAGUGUGCUUUCCCCCAACAUACGCUUUUUAACUACAUUGCAAAAUUCAAAAUAAUGUCAUCUGAAAUGCAGCUGUCCGUUGAAAUUAACAUAUUGGUUUAAGAAGUGUGUAUUAAAACGUGAGCCACAUGAUUUUCUCUCUCAUCCCUAAAACAGAGCACUGGAUUUCAGUUGCUCCCCAAUAAAUGUGUAGCCCCUUUUGCUCCUGCCACUAGAGCUGGGACAGUCCACCUUCUGCAACAACUGACCACUGCUUAGACAACUGCCUAUUCUCAUAUACAGGCACAGGAUGACCCUGGUGUCUGUAAAAACAUGUCUGAACUGAUGCCUGGGCUUACAUGAUUAUUUUGGCGUGGUGGGGCUUCAGUUGAAAGAAAUGAGUCACUCAUGCCAUCUACACAAAUAUUUGCAGCUCGUGUUAAUGCUCAUGUUUCCUAUGCAGGAAUUUCUGUCUGACUACAAAAGAUACAUUCAGCAGAUUAAUGACUUUGAUAACCGGUUGGGAACAAUACUAAAUUUUGCCUUUCAAGAGCCAAAGGGACUAGAAUCAGUUUUCAAGGUAAGCAUAUUUGUUAUAUUUGUUUUCCACUAAGGCCCACAUUUUGUAUCUUACAUUGGCAAGCGUCAGAUACUUGAGUGUAUGGUACGGUUAAGUCCGUUUUUUCCAAGCACAAAUGAUUUCAGAGGCUCUUGGUAAGAGCAGUAAGAACUGCAUUAUGGAGACAGAUUCAGCCCCUGACUUUUUAAACAGAAAAUCUGAACAUUCAACACUCUUUGUUUAUUUGUUUGUUUGUUUUUAGUUCAGCUUUAUUUUCCCAGGUCUUCUUUGCUGUUCUCCCCCACCCCACAACAAAUGUGAGAAUUAGUCUUUUCAUUAAAUGUUGAGAACCACCUUCUGUUUCCUGUUCUUUUGUAAUGUUAGGUACAAAAAGUCUGUUCUGUGUAUCCAUAGACUCUUUGUGUUACAUAGACAUCCAUUUUGAUCAGUAUGAAAUUGAACUGCUAUAAUAAGAUGACCAUUUACAAAUAGAAAAGCUGAGGCAGAAGGAGUAAGAUUUUCCAAAGUCCAGCCAGUGAGUUCAUGGCUGCCCUGGAUUUAAAGUCAGGUUCCCUAUAUCCGAAUUCAACCUUCUGCCCACUGUGAGAGAUUGUGCCCAUAUUCUUUUAAGUUUUUCAAAUAGUCAAAGACAAAAGCAAGCAGAACCAUCAUUUUUUUUAAAGCUAUGAAGAAGAGAUUUGGGGGCAUUACAAAGAAAGGAGGGCGGUGAAAUCUUAAACCAUGAGGCCCUGUGCUUUUCAAGAGUUGUAUGGGAUUUAGCCACACAAAUCCCAUUAUAGUCAAUGGGGGUUAUUUAAGUCAGUAGAAAUUGUGUGCCUGUAUCUUUUGCAAAACCUUCAAAAACCUAAAGGAAAGUGACAAUCUGUACAGUGGAGGAAACCAAAUAUAAAGUAUCGGAGAGAAGUAUUACACAUGAGAAAAUUAGGAAAAUAUCUUACAAAAUGGAAAAGCUGAUGAAAAAGAGGGGUGUGGGGUUGGGGUGGUUGAAUUGCUGAGUUAGGUAAGAAUCUGAAAGAGAAUUCAUAGGGUUUCAGAAAAUACAAUUUCAUCAAAAGCUGAAGGAAAAUGAAAAGGAAGACAGCAGGUGUAAUUGCUGUGAGGAACAGUUUCCUGCUGAGACAGGAGAGUUUUACCAUCAGCUCUGUAAGAAAACAUCCAAGCAAAUACAAUAAACAUAGAAAUAAAUGUAUCAUGAAAUCAAGAAGGUAGGACAAAAAGACUUGACAUAUGCACUGGAGAAGAGGCAGAGCAAAGGGUGAAUAGGAUGACAGUAGGAAAAGAGAAGUGAGAAAAUUACAUCUCCAUGGUGCCCCACAGGAACAGGGGAAGAGGACAAGCGAGAGGAUAAGGAUACUUAUAAUGGAACAGGAAGAGUAUAUUUAUGAACAGACUGCGGAACACAGAACAAACUACAUGAGAAAUGUGUUGUUGGAGGACAGAAAAAUGUUCCCCGAAGUUCAGUUUUCACCAAACGUAGGAGAAUGCAACUACAAAAUCAAAGUUUGA
Molecule: messenger RNA, 24689 nt
Organism: Podarcis lilfordi (Lilford's wall lizard)
Lineage: Eukaryota; Metazoa; Chordata; Lepidosauria; Squamata; Lacertidae
Source: the annotation of a GenBank genome assembly